Molecule: messenger RNA, 5390 nt
Organism: Gadus macrocephalus (Pacific cod)
Lineage: Eukaryota; Metazoa; Chordata; Actinopteri; Gadiformes; Gadidae
Exons: 12
Coding region: 293-4702 (1469 amino acids)
Source: RefSeq, a predicted model, not a curated record
CUACCUAAAUCCGAUCCGUCUGCUUUCUAGAUUCAGGAUCGUCCAACCAAAUCAUCGGAAUUCCAAUAUCUUUUCACCAGAAUGACCAAUCACACGUUCCACUGUCCAUUUCUCUCCAUUUCUCUUCCAUAUCUUUUCACCAGAAUGACCAAUCACACGUUCCCCUGUCCAUUUCUCUCCCUGCGCUAAGCCAAUCACGGACAGGCUAGCGACGCUCCGAAUUCGGAAUGGAUUUUAACUGUAGAACAAACCACACGUAUUCAAUCGUCAUUCCUGAAAACGACUCUGUAAGAUGUCUACUAAGAAGCAUCGAGCCAUGGGGUCUGAGGAGUGGGUGAGCCGCCUGAAGGCAUUUGCCUCUUCUGGCACUUGGCCCUCCAGUGCAGGGAACAGGCCAUCUCCGAAACAGGCCAAGUGGCACAACCUCUACCAGAAGAUUGAGAAGUGUCCCAUGAUGCUGCGUGGGCAGACCUUAAUCUUAGGGAUAGCCCAGACAUGUACCUGUGGCUUUCACUCCCAGCAGUCUGUGAGAAGCCCUGCAGCUACCUCUGCCUCCACCUCUGCUGCGCCUGCACGGAGCCCUGGGAGGCCUGCAUUGACGCUGGCGAUGUUUGAGAAAGCGCGGUUCGGUGGGACUUUGUCUGCUGCAGCCAAGCCGAAUGUCAAUCUGACCAGGAGGCCUGUUGAGCGUCCCUCCAGCCCUGCCACUGUCCCGUCUGGGAGAAGCACUCCAUCCGCUACCCCACCUCGAGUGACGCCCCCUUCCAGUCCCAGAUUCUACAGGCCUGUCUCCCCUUUCUCUCUGCCUCCAUCCAGCCCCGUCAUGUCGGCGGCGAGGACCAGCUCUUCUCCUCUGGUAGAAUCAGAUACGAGUCCUGCUCCUCCAGGUCUCCUCCCUGCUCCUCCAGGUCUCCUCCCUGCUCCUCCAGGUCCCCUCCCUGCUCCUCCAGGUCCCCUCCCUGCUCCUCCAGGUCCCCUCCCUGCUCCUCCAGGUCCCCUCCCUGCUCCUCCUGGUCCCCUCCCUGCUCCUCCUGGUCCCCUCCCUGCUCCUCCUCUUGCUGCUCAGUUCUGGCUGCCGGUGGAAAUGAGGAAGACCAUUCCCCAGCAGGACCAGCGCUGGAUUGCAUCCACGCUGUGGAGGAACCAGCGGCUGCGCCCGGACGUCCAGCUCUGGUAUGAGCCACCUGUUCCUGCCCUCAUCUACAACCAGGUCCCAUCACCAGACCGCUUUUUUAUGCACCGGCUCCUGGUGUGGAUGCCCUACCACCUGUGGAAGGUGAGGCUGUCCUGCCCCCAGUGCAAGGGGCAGCUCACCGGGGCCGGCAUCCAUAAGAGGGCACGGAAGGUCCUGGACGUGGACAGGUACUACCUGAUGGUGACGGAGACCCUCAGGUGCAACUCCUCCAGUUGCGUAUCAAAUUACCUGUCCACGAGCCAGACCGUCCUGGACCAGCUGAGCUUGGCUCUCCGCGGGGAGUUCCGCCUCAUCCUGACCCGCAAGUAUGCGUGUGACAUCCGUGUCAUCCGGAUGCUACGGGAGAGGACCCUCGGCAACAGCUCCACACGCCUGGCCAAACAGCUGCGGGAGAACCACGGCGAGGAGUGGCUGCAGCGGUUGGCCCGCUACAUGGAGCUGGCCAAUGACUUUGCCCGCAGGCCCGGUCUCUUCCCUGUGGUCUGUCAGAGCCCCCCCGAGCCUAUCGCUGUCCCGACCAACAGGUGGCUCCUGACGGUGUACGGGAAGGACUUGAUGAGCCGUAUGGGUCACAUCAAGGCCAGCAUCACCUCCACCUUUGGCUCCAUUUUAAAAAUGGAUUCUACAAAGAAGAUGACCAAAAAGCUGGCUGGAGCCGCCAAGGGGACGGCGCUCUGGGUGUCCUCCGUCAGCAACGAGAAGGGGCAGGUCCUGAUCAGCGUCCUGACAGCCCAGGAGGGACCUGGACUGGACCGGAUGGUGUCAGGCCUCAUCAGGCGCUACAGCGAGGCGGGCGUGGCUCCCCCUAUACUCCUCUAUGUGGACUGUGGCUGCUGCAAGGAGACGGGAGGGGAGAGCAAGCUGCAGGCCAGGUUCGGCGGCUGGCCAGACCUCGUCAUCCGGCUGGACAUCUGGCACUUCCUUCGGCGGCUUGCGGCCGGAUGCAUGACCGACGCCCACGCCCUGUACCCCAUCUUCAUGGCCACGCUCUCCGUCUGCCUGUUUGAGUGGGACCCUGAAGAUGUGGCCCUUCUGCGCCACGCCAAGAGGGAGGAGCUCCGGAGGGAGGGUGUGCCCGGCAUCUCCGAGGCUCUGGUGGACAGCCGGUUGACCAAGGCCCAGUUGGCGCUGUACUGCAGGCGGAGGACCCGUGGAGAGGAGGCCACCAUCCGCCAGGUGGAGGCCCUGCUGCAGGAGCUGAUGGGGGACAAAGGCAGGGACCUGCUGGGUGUUCCCCUCCUGGACCGGGUGAGGAUGGAGCACAUCUGGCGGGUUCAGAAGAGGCACGUCAAGUGCAUCCAGGACCUGCCAGGUGUGCCUCUGUACACAAAGACCGGCACCACCACCACCAAGGACGGCGUCGUCCUCACCAAAUACAGGUGUGCGCGAGGUUCAACGUCACUGGAGUCCUUCCACUGCCACCUGAACCGCUUUAUUCCAGGGACCCAGGCCAAUGACCUGAACUUCCAGCUCUACUUGCUGGACGGGCUGAACCGGUGGAACCAGGACCGGGCUGCUGCUGCUGUGGCUGAGAAGAUGUCCGCUCUCCUCAGCUACUCAGGGGAUCUGGUACACUGUGUGAACACAUUUGGCACCAAUGUGUUUGGACAGAUGUUUGUCCCCUCUUUCCGCCUCCCCAGCAAGUACACUGGAGAGUUGAUAGGCAUUGACUACCUCUACAUGCAGACGGGGAAGUGCAUGCAGGACAUGGAUCCUGAGGGGGAGGAGACGGAGCAGCUGCUGGAGGACCUGGGCGACGAGGCAGAGGAUGAGGGCUUCACAGACGACACCGAGGCUAGUCUGGAGCUCUUCUCUGCCCUCAUUUCACUACCACCUGCUCAGCCCUCCACCAGUGGUUCCUGGUCCGCUGCUCCACCUCCUCCUUCUCCUCCACCACCGGCUCAGCCCUCCACCAGUGGUUCCUGGUCCGCUGCUCCACCUCCUCCUUCUCCACCACCACCGGCUCAGCCCUCCACCAGUGGUUCCUGGUCCGCUGCUUCACCUCCUCCUUCUCCACCACCACCGGCUCAGCCCUCCACCAGUGGUUCCUGGUCCGCUGCUCCACCUCCUCCUUCUCCUCCACCACCGGCUCAGCCCUCCACCAGUGGUUCCUGGUCCGCUACUCCACCUCCUCCUUCUCCUCCACCACCGGCUCAGCCCUCCACCAGUGGUUCCUGGUCCGCUGCUCCACCUCCUCCUUCUCCACCACCACCUCCACCUGCGUCAUCUGCUGUCACCGCUCCGGGUGCCGCCCCACAGGUUCCUGUUGAGCAGUUGGCAGUGGAUGAAAACAACAUCCCGGGCCUGGAGAGGGUGGACCGCCUAGCCGAGUAUCUGGUGGGGCUGAGGAGCCAGACCAGCCUGGCCCUCAGCAACCGGGACGUCGGCAUCAUCGUCGGCCUGUGGGAGGACCUGCUGCCCUACGACCAGCAGAAGGCGGUGUACCAUGCACGGCACCAGGACAGGCUGCUGACGGGGCGCUUCAGGUCGCCGAAGAAGAAGGGAGAGUUCACGUCGGGUGUGGACAGUUUGCGGAGAUGCACCAUAACAGCGAGUGCAUCUCCUGCACAGUGGCCUUCAUGCUGCCGCCUGGUUGAUGCCAUCUGUGUUAGGCUCUGCACCCUCCACCCUUCCCCUACCAAGAAGGGGAAGGGGUACCUCUCAAGGUGGAGUCUGAUCCUGAGGGACUACCGCAGGAUCAGACAGCUCAUCCUGGCCAACGGGGCCGUGAUGUCCACCACCAGCCUGCAGCUGGUUGAGGUGAACCAGACCACCCUCAUCCAGUGGCACAACAGGAGGGUGGCCAGGCAGGGUGUCUCCGUGUUGUGCCAGGGUGUGGACCUGCCUGCCCCUGUGCCUGUUGCCACCGUGGUCUUACCUCCGGGUAUGGACCGCCCCGCUGUGGCUCCUCAAACCCCGGGCCUGGUGAAAUAUUCCUACCACCUCCCGGAGAGCACAGCGGGGCGGGCCAAAAUGAACCGGAGGGCCACAGCCACUGCCACCGCAGCCGUAGCACCAGCACCGGCACCGGCACCAGCACCAGCAACGGCACCUGCAACGGCUGUAAGGCCCAGGAUGAAGACAGCCCAGAGGCGGCUGUUUCCCUGUCCUCCCACCCCUACCCCUGUCAUCAGCAGCACCCCUGCUCCAUUUGUUUUUGCCCUCCCCCGGGCCCCUGCUCCAUUUGUUUUUGCCCUCCCCCGGGCCCCUACUCUCUCCGGCACUCCUGCCCUCACCCAAUCCCUCCCUAGCACAUCAUUCCUCCCGGUAAACCCCCUGUUGCGCUACCCUCACGCCCAGCCCCCCAUUAUGUUUGCUGUCCCCUCAGCAGUGCCUCCUGCAGAACGGAAGAGGCCUUACAACAGGACUGGGGAGGCAAAUAAAUGCAGGAGGUGUGGGGAGCCCCGGAGUGCAGCGACUGGCCACAGCCAGUACAAGGGGAAAAUCUACUGCCCCUCCUCCGAGUCCCUGACCAAGGAGCAGUGGUUGGCGGAGAGGAGGAAAUAAGAUUACCAGUGUAUAGUAUCUAUGUUAUAUGUUAAAAUAAACAUGUUUAUAUAUUAACAAAUGUUUUAAGAAUUAUUUGCUGGUCAUCUUAUUCGAAUCAUUAGCCAGAUCCACUCCACAAGAGGAAGCACCAUACUACUAUUGCAAUAUAAUAUGCACACAAAAUGAUUUAUAGUUGAAAUACUUGUAGGUUGAAGAUGGAGGCUAAAUUGAGCCCACAGGUCACAAUACAAAUAAUAACUAAACAAGUAGCUUGCUAAAGAGUGCACAGGUGUGCUGUGAAUAGCUGUAUGGCUACAACAAUAGUGGAAAAGAAAGUAACAUAUUCAUUAGAAUAUUCCCAUUAAAAUAAGUGCAUAUGUGUGUCAAUGGAGGGCAAGGGUAAUUAUAUUUGCGCAAGAGAUCUUGAGUACAUCCAUGAAUGAACCAAAAAAUGUUUUUGUCACCGGUGGGACUUGAACCGCCGACCUUCUGUUCCAAGGCUGAAGAAUUGCAAACAAAACUCCACAUUCUCAGGUUUUUAUUAGUUUUUUAUGUAAUGAAAUGUUUUUUUGUAAUUUAUGUCCUAAAUUUCUCUCAUUCCCUUCCCUUUCCCCUUUUUCUCCCUUUUUCUCCCUUUUUCCUCUCUUUUUCCUCUCUUUUUCCUUCCUUUUCUUCUCCCCCCCUUCUCCCCCCUUUCCUUCCUUCU